Mauremys reevesii (Reeves's turtle) is the source of this 1298-nucleotide messenger RNA. Its product is annotated as slit homolog 2 protein-like. Lineage: Eukaryota; Metazoa; Chordata; Testudines; Geoemydidae. Bases 240 to 1298 code for a protein of 352 amino acids. The record is from RefSeq and is a predicted model, not a curated record. Gene Ontology annotation, molecular function: protein binding. The transcript has a single exon.
ACUGGAUCGUUCAGGUUCCGUCUCCUGCUUUGUCCUGGAAGGAGAGAGACCAAGAAAGCUCUGGGCUCGUCACUCAACAAAGGACUCUUUGUUACAGCCUCCUCCGAGGAAACCUGACCUCCCUCCCCAUCUGUGGGGCGGAAGGUGAUCCGGACGGGGCUGCUGGCUCGGCUGGGCCCUCUCUCCUUCCGUCGGCCCCGGGGCUCUGCUCUACGUGGGCUCCGCAGCCCGCCUCCGUGAUGCUGCCCUUCUUCCUGGCUCUCCCGCUUUGGGUGCCGGCGGCAGGCGCCGCCAAGGCCUGUCCCCACCUGUGCGUCUGCUACGAAUCCUCGGAUUUCGUGGACUGCCGUGGCCGGCGCCUGGCCCACGUCCCCCGCAGCAUCCCGCACAGCACGUGGCUCCUGGAUCUGAGGCACAAUAACCUGACCAGCCUGGAGGCGGGCUCCUUCGCCACCCUGUGGUCGAUGAAGAUCUUGCUCCUGGCCCACAACUCCGUCGGCCAGCUCUGGCCCAAGGCCUUCACGUGCCUGGGCUUCCUGGAGAAGAUAGACCUCAGCCACAACCUGCUGGCCCAGCUGCCUCCUGACUUCUCCGAUGAACUGGCCUCCCUGAAGGAGCUCAAGGCGGCCUACAACCGGCUGUCGGCCGUGGGCUAUGAGAGCCUGCAGCACCUGGAGAGCCUGGAGAAGCUGGACCUGAGCUACAAUCAAGUGGCUUCCAUUGAGAAGGGGGCCUUUCGGGGCUUGUCCAGGCUCCGCUACCUCUACCUCCAGUCCAACCGUCUGGGGAUUGUCCAAGCCGGCUUCUUCUCCAUGCUCCAGAACCUGGAAGUCCUCUUCCUUGGCACCAACAACAUCAGCGCCAUCGAGCUGGAGGCCUUCACCUCCCUGCACAACGUGAACCUCCUGGCCUUGACCGGCAACCAGCUCAUCCACCUCAAAUUCAAGACCUUCCUGAACAUCCAGACGCCGAGCACCUACCUCCAGCUCGCCGGCAACCCCUGGGCCUGCGACUGUGACCUCCAGCGGGUCUUCAGCAAGAUCCUGAGCGUCCGCCACCUCCAUGUGGAAGACUACGCCAAUAUCACCUGUGCCAGUCCCUGGCAGCUGGCCGGCUUGCCUCUGGUUUCUGUGGACGCCCAGCUGUGCGUGGCCGAGACGGCCACCGUCCUGGUGAUCACGGUCACCGUCCUGGUGACGGUCAUCGCCGCCAUCGUCAUGGCGGAGAGGAACAGGAAGAAGAGCCAGGAGAAGAACUGGAACGAGUCGGAAGGCCCCUUCGACCCGCAGGAGAAGUGA